UGAGAUCUGCUCACACUUUCUUCCUACCACUUUGCAGAGACUGAAGACAUCAGGAAAGAUCAGCUGCAAUUGGGGGUUCUGCUUACAUGGCUGCUCCAAUCUGAAGGAGGCCCGAGAAACAUUUACAAGUUUUGAUGAAAUCUUUCUCUAGCAAAGGCCAAUAAGAAGAAGAGGAAUACUUGAAAACAGGAUGUCGAAGGUCAUCCCAAGCCAUGUAGUACGGGUUGGACAGACAAUAUGUGUUUCAUCCCAGGAAGAGCAGUGCUUGCAUAAGCAUGGGUGCUCACCCUCUCACGCAUUGCCCACAAAGUACUUUUAUUACUCAACUGAGGGUUUGGACAGACGGAGCUCACUUGCCCAAACCAGAGGGUGCUCAUUGCCCAAGACUGAACUCUUUAGCUCUUGGAAGCCUAGUACAGAGACCACACCUAUGAUGAGGUCUCCAACCCCAGAAUGUCUGCAAGAGGAACCGUUAGACACAACCGGUGACACCUGCCCAUUCUCUCCUACUUUGGAUAUAUCCAUUGAGAACCUGAAUCGUCUGAUCCUGGAGAUAGAUCCCACUUUUCAGCCUCUCCAGCUAAAGCCGGGCCCAACCCAGACUCCUGCACACGUUAUCCCAUGUGAACAAAAGCAUGCCCCUGAUUCCCCAGACAUAAAAUACAUUGAAAUGUCACCCACCAGAACAAAAUGCACUGAGUCCUUGCAGAAUUCAGCAAGUCCUUCUGGAACUCCGCUCUCGGUAUCUCCCCCAAACCAUAACCGACUGUUGCUCCAUAGACAAAGCCCUGUAGAUAACUCCAACCUUAGAGAUCACACUACUUCUUUAUGCAGUAACAACCUCAGAGGCACCCAACACUUCCAGCCCACAGAGAGACAAUCACCAGUGCCCUUUCAAGCAUCUGCGAGCAUCUCCAUUCCAAAGCAGAAUGUGAACAACGCUGCCACCAGUGGGUCAAACUCUAUCCUGGCUACCUCACCGGGCUUUGAGAACUUUCUGAAGCCUUCUCAGUUUGGGAAGAUACAGCAGCGGUGCAGCGAGGCAUCUGUACUUUCAACAAGUCCUGGGUCGGAUACCAGUUACAUUCUGGGAAGCAGCACUCAGUCGUUGCCCAGCAAUGAACCUGACACCCCUCUAACCAGGUCAAUGGGAAGUCACUCUUCUGUUGGCUCCAUGAGUGCCUCUUCCAUUGGCACACGAGGCUCAGAGGGCUUCAACUCCACUGUCACCUCCUCCCCGAAAGUGAAUUCUCCGGUACCACCAUCAUUCCAGAAGGGACAUACCCCACCUGCUCCUCUUUCUCCCAUUGCAAACUCCGCACACCCCACCCCCAUUUUGCUCGUCAAUGGCUGUCUUGAACAUGGCGAGAUGUCUGCAAAACCUUCCAAGGUUCACCAGGGUUCUUUCCAACAGAAGAUACCCCCACCAAGCUCUGGCACCGUUUCAGGCAUUGGCAGUCCCAGCAAGACCUCUUCAGAGAGCUCGCUUACUUCUUUGUCAUCUGGGGAAAGUUGUCCCAGAGAAGCCCAGACAACCAUGAAAUUUGUGCUGGACACCUCCAAAUAUUGGUUCAAACCAAGCAUCUCGCGGGACCAAGCUGUUCAGCUGCUGAUGGACGAACCCCCUGGUACUUUCAUCAUGCGGGAUAGCACCUCUUUCCGUGGGUCCUUUGGCUUGGCCAUGAAAGUCUCCAGCAGCAAAACAGGGGAAGAUGGUGGCCCUGAUGGCAUCAGGCACUUCCUCAUCGAGUCUUCCACCAGAGGAGUUCAUCUUAAAGGGGCUGACGAAGAACCCUACUUUGGAAGUCUCUCAGCAUUUGUCUAUCAACACACCAUCAUGCCUCUAGCAUUACCCUGCAAACUGGUGAUCCCCAGCCAAGAUUUUGUUGGUGGAGAGGAAAAUCUUGGCAUGGGCACAGAAGCCACACUUCCCCUUCCAAAGAAAGCAGCUGUUUGCAAUCUCUUGUACCUGCGCUCUGUGACCAUGGAGACUCUCACCGGCAAAGCAGCAGUUCAGAAAGCUGUGUCUUCCACUUUUGAACUGGAGACUCCGCCCACACCCACCGUUGUCCAUUUCAAAGUCACCGAGCAAGGAAUUACCUUGACAGACAUCCAGAGAAAGGUUUUUUUCAGACGUCACUACCCAUUGGCCACCAUCAGCUUUUGUGACCUGGAUCCAGAAAACCGGAAGUGGCAAAAAUUUUCCAGGACUUCAAGGAUCUUUGGUGUCGUUGCCAAGAGCCCAGCCGACUCCGAAAACAUUUGCCACAUCUUUGCAGAGUAUGACCCCGUGCAUCCGGCUUCUCACAUUGUUGACUUUGUGAAGAAAAUCCUACCUGCUGCUUGAGGUUGCCUGAGCGCUGAGUGCUUCCUUUCCCUGCUGUCCCCCCCCCCCGUGCAGACCCCCAAGUUACCGACUCCCCUUAACUUCUGAAGCUUUCCCGGGGGUUGCAUUUUGAGGCUACGGAGACGAGAGUAAACUGCCCUGCAAGGGGGCUGGUACAGAAAUGUGAUCGUGGGGAAGGGGGGGUGGUUUGCGGGAAGAUCUGGUGCACGCUGACUGUGUUGUGUGCAGAAGGGGCCAAGUUGUAAUUUCCUGUCUUUCCAUUUUUUUGUGUGUGUCUAUGCUUUCUUUGGACUAUUUAAAUGUAAGGACUCUGCUCAUGGAAACGACUGUCCCAUCACAGGCAAAACUGCACGGUUUGCAAAGACAGGAGCACGGGCACCGAAUGGGCUUGCCAACAAUAACGUUGCCUAGACUGUUAGGCCUGAACUGUUGAAAUAUUGUCUGUAACUGAGGCCUUUUGAUGUAUGUUAUCUAUUUCUCUCCUUCAUUGUUUGGGAAAGGGCAGCACAAUAAACUCUGACUUUGCAA
Messenger RNA from Gekko japonicus, 2875 nucleotides. It is a transcript of the gene TNS4, whose product is annotated as tensin 4. Gene Ontology annotation, molecular function: protein binding. Lineage: Eukaryota; Metazoa; Chordata; Lepidosauria; Squamata; Gekkonidae. The coding region runs from base 191 to 2347 and encodes 718 amino acids. The record is from RefSeq and is a predicted model, not a curated record. The transcript is spliced from 13 exons.